This is a messenger RNA of Hordeum vulgare subsp. vulgare (domesticated barley), 1452 nucleotides long. RefSeq names its product UDP-xylose transporter 3-like. Gene Ontology annotation, cellular component: Golgi apparatus. The coding region runs from base 243 to 1301 and encodes 352 amino acids. Gene Ontology annotation, molecular function: antiporter activity; UDP-xylose transmembrane transporter activity. The record is from RefSeq and is a predicted model, not a curated record. The transcript is spliced from 8 exons. Lineage: Eukaryota; Viridiplantae; Streptophyta; Magnoliopsida; Poales; Poaceae.
UCGCAAGGCCAAAGCUAGAGGGGGAGGAGCGCCACCGCGAAUCCCAUCCCCAUCCCCGCACCGCCGCCGAUCCCGCCCGCCCGCCCCUCCGCAGAUCCCCCCGGCAUUGCCCGCUCUCCGGCCGGAUUCGCCCAGAUCCACCGACGCGGCGCGCGGUGCUCCCGGCGGCGUGGCCCGGGCCGUCUGAUCGGGAAGGCUUGAUCUUUUUGUUGUUGUUGGCGCUGAGGGUGGUGGCAGCGGAGAUGGGCGUCGGAGGGGAGAAGUUCCAGCUGGGGACGGUGGGGGCGCUCGGCCUCUCCGUGGUGUCCUCUGUAUCCAUUGUCAUCUGCAACAAGGCCCUCAUGAGCUCCCUCGGCUUCACCUUUGCUACCACCUUGACAAGCUGGCAUCUCCUGGUCACUUUCUGCUCCCUUCAUGUGGCACUAUGGAUGAAGUUUUUCGAGCAUAAGGCUUUUGAUUCAAGAACUGUCAUGGGAUUCGGAGUGCUCAAUGGCAUCUCCAUUGGGCUCCUCAAUCUGAGUCUUGGUUUCAAUUCUGUUGGCUUUUACCAGAUGACAAAGCUGGCCAUCAUCCCCUGCACUGUUAUUUUGGAGACUCUUUUCUUCAGGAAGAAGUUCAGCCGGACUAUCCAGAUCUCUCUUUCCGUGCUUCUUUUGGGUGUCGGUGUUGCAACUGUGACUGAUUUGCAACUCAAUGCUGUGGGAUCCAUACUGUCCCUGCUGGCAAUUAUCACGACUUGCAUCGCUCAAAUCAUGACAAACACUAUUCAGAAGAAAUUCAAGGUUUCUUCAACCCAGUUGCUAUACCAGUCUUGCCCUUAUCAGUCAUUGACGCUUUUCCUUAUCGGCCCGUUCCUUGAUGGAUUCCUGACUAACCAAAACGUCUUCGCUUUCAAUUACACAUCCAAUGUUGUGUUUUUCAUCGUCUUGUCGUGUUUGAUAUCGGUCUCAGUAAACUUCAGCACCUUUCUUGUGAUUGGAAAGACAUCUCCUGUUACUUACCAAGUCCUGGGCCAUCUUAAAACAUGCUUAGUUUUGACCUUCGGUUAUGUUUUACUUCAUGAUCCAUUUAGCUGGAGAAACAUACUUGGCAUCCUAAUCGCCGUAGUUGGGAUGGUACUAUAUUCAUACUUCUGCUCAAUCGAGACCCAACCAAAAAAUACAGAAGUCUCCUCACAGCAGGCAAAAGAAGGUGACUCGGCACCUUUGAUCUCUGAUUCUUUGAGCAAAGUUGAAAAUGGAGGUGAUGACGACGAGCCUUUGAAGGUACCGAUGUGGAGCUCAAAGUACUCGAAGGCGUGAAAAAUUCGUCUCUUAGACGUCGGAUGGCAUUAUACAGGAUUCAGUUUAGUAGGCAGAUAGUAGGGAUGGAAGCUAACUUUCCAACCCAAGUAAUGAAGCAAUGGACAUUUCAAUUACAAAGUAAUGGACAUGUUACAAAUUUUGUGUUUAA